Messenger RNA from Camelina sativa (false flax), 1676 nucleotides. The record is from RefSeq and is a predicted model, not a curated record. Lineage: Eukaryota; Viridiplantae; Streptophyta; Magnoliopsida; Brassicales; Brassicaceae.
UGACUUCAUAAUAACUCAAAACUCUUCUAAACCCCUAACAAAACCAAACCAAACUAAAACUCCUAAAUAAAGUUGACUUUUUUGACUAACGACCAUCCUCCGCCGCGUCAGCCACCGUCAUCAUGAUCGCCGUUUACUAUCUCUUCAUCUUCAUCUUCACCUUCAUCACCACCUCUGUUUAUUCCAAACCCACGAUUUCAUUCACUCCCAAAACCUUAAACCGAUCCGGCGACACAGUCGUGAUCAAAUGGUCCGGCGUCGAGUCACCGUCCGAUCUCGAUUGGUUAGGAAUCUACUCACCGCCGGAAUCUCGUCACGAUCACUUCAUCGGCUACAAAUUCUUAUCCGAUUCGCCCGAUUGGCAAUCCGGGUCGGGUUCGAUUUCACUUCCCUUAACCAAUCUCCGCUCAAAUUACUCUUUCCGGAUCUUUCAUUGGAUCGAAUCCGAGAUCAACCCGAAACACCUAGACCAUGAUCACAACCCGUUACCCGGAACCCGCCAUAUUUUAACCGAAUCAAACCAGUUAAAUUUCCGGUUUGCCGCUAACCGGCCGGAGCAGAUUCAUUUGGGUUACACAGAUAAUACCAACGAGAUGAGAGUGAUGUUUGUAACCGGAGAUGGAGAGGUACGAGAAGCUCGAUACGGUGAGGUUAAGGAGAAGCUAGAUAACAUCGCGGUGGCGCGUGGAGUUAGGUACGAGAGGGAACAUAUGUGUCACGCGCCGGCGAAUACGACAAUCGGAUGGAGAGAUCCAGGUUGGACCUUUGACGCUGUGAUGAAGGAUCUGAAACAAGGGAUUAACUACUUUUAUCAGGUUGGGAGUGAUUUGAAAGGAUGGAGUGAAGUCCAUAGCUUUGUUUCAAGAAACGAGAGCUCAGACGAAACGUUAGCUUUCAUGUUUGGAGAUAUGGGUUGUUCUACACCUUACAGAACAUUCAUACGUGGUGAAGAUGAGAGUUUAUCAACUGUGAAGUGGAUUCUAAGAGACAUUGAAGCUUUAGGUGAGGAUAAGGCAGCGGUUGUAUCUCACAUUGGAGAUAUAAGUUAUGCGAAAGGUUACUCGUGGAUUUGGGAUGAGUUCUUUGCUCAGAUUGAGCCAAUUGCAUCUAGAGUACCAUACCAUGUGUGUAUUGGUAACCAUGAGUAUGAUUGGCCUAACCAGCCUUGGAAACCAGUUUGGUCAGCUUAUAUUUAUGGUAAAGAUAGUGGUGGUGAAUGUGGUGUACCGUAUAGUGUUAAGUUCAACAUGCCUGGUAAUUCAUCUGAAGCCACGGGUAUGGUUCAGGGACCUUCUCAUACUCGGAACCUUUACUAUUCUUAUGAUAUGGGUUCGGUUCAUUUCGUUUAUAUAUCGACAGAGACUGAGUUUCUUAAAGGAGGUAAGCAGUAUAGCUUUUUGAAGAGUGAUCUAGAGUCUGUGAAUAGGAGCAAGACACCGUUUGUUGUGUUACAAGGGCAUAGACCGAUGUACACUACGAGUAGGAAGAUCAGAGAUGCGGAGAUAAGACAGAGGAUGAUCGAGCAUUUGGAACCGUUGUUAGUGAAGAACAAUGUGACGGUUGCUUUAUGGGGACAUGUUCAUAAUUACGAAAGGUUUUGUCCGAUUAGUAACAACACUUGUGGUGAACGUUGGCAAGGAAGCCCUCAUAGAUAUUUUGAAGGUGAAAAGUCAUAA